This is a messenger RNA of Limanda limanda (common dab), 808 nucleotides long. Its product is annotated as MICOS complex subunit MIC26-like. The transcript has a single exon. Gene Ontology annotation, cellular component: MICOS complex. NCBI's taxonomy places the organism in Eukaryota, Metazoa, Chordata, Actinopteri, Pleuronectiformes, Pleuronectidae. The coding region runs from base 1 to 618 and encodes 205 amino acids. The record is from RefSeq and is a predicted model, not a curated record. Gene Ontology annotation, biological process: cristae formation.
AUGUUGAAGGUGACAGGUAGCGGUGUGGGUAGCGGUGUCAUGCCGGGGACUGUCGCUCUGUUACCGGGCACCCUCCAUGCUGCAGCCGGGGACGGAGAGCAGGAGCCGGCUAGCUGCUCCGUGUUGAACCGGGACGAGCUGUCUCUGUACGCGGACCCCCCGCAGAGCCCCGGGUACGAGGAGCCCGAGCCGGGUCAGCUGGAGCAGAGCCUGGCCUCCUUCAGGAAGCUGCUGGAGCCGAGCGCCGACUGGUGGCAGGGAACAUACAGCACCAUCCAGCCCAGGGUUCACAGCGUGUUCCAGGGAGGACAGGACGCCUACUCCUACCUGGAUGACCCGCCGAAGGGCUUCUACCCGCGGGCAGGGGUCAUCGGGUUGACCGGGGUCCUGGGGCUGCUGCUGGCCCGAGGCUCCCGGGCCAGGAGGCUCCUGUACCCGGCCGGCCUGGUGACCCUGAGCACCUCCCUCUACUACCCGGAGCGGGCGGCCUCCAUCGCCAGGGCCGCCGGGGACUCGGUGUACGACCGGGCCGUGCAGGGCUACGCGGCCGUGGAGAGGAUGGUGAAGCCGCAGAGCGAAGCUGCAAAGGCCGCUGACUCAGACCCGAAGCCCCGGUGAGAGGAGGCCGACCCCGCCGCGAUCAGAAGCCGGAGAGCAGCUCCUGGGACCGGCUCUAAACUGGGACUCUCAUGCCCACUCUUUGCACUAAAGCCUCUUAUGGAUCUCAGGCCUGUUUGCCAUCAAAUGAGAAACUUCUGCCACUGAUUUGAAUGUAUAUUUAUGUAAAGAAUAAAUAGUCUUAUAAUAA